UUGCGAGUGAGCCAUCCUGGUGACGUCGGCGACGGCGGCGUCCUGUCCAUGUACGACGACCUCAUUUGGAAUCACCACAGGGACGACGACCGUGCUAACACCUACUUCAAUCAGGCCGUCCAGUCUUCCCCCAGCGACUGGCAUUUCAUGCGGCUUGAUAUCAACAAAGAUCUACUUACAGCAAUGGCAGAGCGAUGGUGCCCCGAAGUGCAUACCUUCCACUUUCCCGAGGGGGAAAUGACGAUCACCCUUAGAGAUGUUGCCAUCCUCACCGGGCUGCCGGUCACUGGAGAGGCCAUCAUCGGCAACUCAAGUAAACCCGAAGGUGAUUGGGGGCCGUUGAUUCUCGAGCGUUUGGGGUUGAACAUGCCGACCACAACGCCCGUUCAAGGGGUUGGGCAUCAAUCCCGUGGCUUAUUGAACACAUCCAACAGGAGGUUAAUUUAG
Linum tenue is the source of this 447-nucleotide messenger RNA. NCBI's taxonomy places the organism in Eukaryota, Viridiplantae, Streptophyta, Magnoliopsida, Malpighiales, Linaceae. The record is from the annotation of a GenBank genome assembly.